Strongylus vulgaris is the source of this 1485-nucleotide messenger RNA. The record is from the annotation of a GenBank genome assembly. NCBI's taxonomy places the organism in Eukaryota, Metazoa, Nematoda, Chromadorea, Rhabditida, Strongylidae.
AUGUUUGAUGAGAACUACGAGAAGUUUACCCAGAAAAGUCCUAUUUUUAAUCUGUAUGUUCGACAGGGGAAUUUCGCAAAUAUUUUCACGACACCGAAACCCAAAAGUGAGAUUCCAUUUCCAACGCUGAUUCACGAUUCAGCGCUAAGACAAGCAAUGACUGCUGAUGAUGAGAAGAUUUUCGAUACCAGCAAUGCACUCUUCAAUGGGCGUAAUGAUACCAGAAAUCGACAUUCGAGUACUGUAGCAACAACACCAGCUACAAGCACAGUCAAGAAAGACUCGACUGCACCAAUUACAGUAAAGUAUUUUGAAAGAGUCACUGAGAUAGAUGCUAAAAUCGAUCCGUUAACUCAGUUCAGGGAGCCACUCGUACCGAAUUCUUCAAUAGAAGCAAACUCCAAUUACAAGCUUUUAGACUCGACUGCACCAAUUACAGUAAAGUAUCUUGAAAGAGUCACUGAGAUAGAUGCUAAAAUCGAUCCGUUAACUCAGUUCAGAGAGCCACUCGUACCGAAUUCUUCAUUAGAAGCAAACUCCAAUGCUGUGUUAUUUGAUCCCGAGCUGCAACAGUUUUCCGACUAUGAGACCAUACCACGCCUAGCCUUGCCAUCUGAAAGAAUCGCUUUUGUCAAUCCCGAUAAAGUCAAGGUGAAGGCGGAAUGUCACGAUACCGGAGUGAAUGUGUCAUUUCACCUUGAUAGCGACGAGAAGUAUACUGGUGCGGUAUACGCAGCAGAGCGAUUCGAACAAUGUCGCAUAUUUUUACGGUCGUCGAAUAACUUUGCCAUAUUUAUUCCACGACCACAACACAAUACUUGGUGUAACGCACUUGAGAUAGACAAAGUGGUGUCUGCGGUGAUAGUAAUGUCGAAUGAUCGAGUACUACCACAUGAUGUGACGACCAAGGAUGAUCUCUUCUUCCAUGUCACUUGCAAUUACUCUACACCUAUAGUGGACAAAAUUCGCCAUGGGAUUGUUGACAAAGUGGUGUCUGCAGUGAUAGUAAUGUCUAAUGAUCGAGUACUACCGCAUGAUGUAACGACCAAGGAUGAUCUCUUCUUCCAUGUCACUUGCAAUUACUCUACACCCAUAGUAGACAAAAUUCGCCAUGGGAUUGUUGUGGGGGGUCCGUCACCCGUAUCGAUUACGUCUAAAGAAUUACAUCGUCAUGUUUACCUACAAAUUAUGAAGAAGGGGCGUCCUGUGGAUAGCGUAUUUAUUGGUGAAGCUCUUGUAGCUAGAGUUGAAAGCGAUAUUUCACCCGAUCGCCUUCGAGUCAUGGAAUGCACAGCACAUCGAGUUGGAGGCUCUGGACCUCCCACGUCUGUCACUCUCAUUACCGAUGGGUAUAUGACUUGUCCACCGAAUAAGGAUCGCAGGUCUCGGUCACUUGCUGAGAAACAUCCAAUUCGUGUCGACCACCGUCUAAUUGUGAAGGCUAGAGCUGCAGACAGUUUUCAAAAGGAUAGUAGAACCUUUCCA